Molecule: messenger RNA, 166 nt
Organism: Trichobilharzia szidati
Lineage: Eukaryota; Metazoa; Platyhelminthes; Trematoda; Strigeidida; Schistosomatidae
Source: the annotation of a GenBank genome assembly
AUGACAAUUUCAACAACAACACCUGAUUUGGAACACCUGAUUUCUUUUUUAAUUCGUCUUCCCUGUGUUGGUCGACAAGUGAUUGUAUGUGGCGUUGGAAUGAAUACACCGUGUGCUAUUCUACGUAUUCACCUGUUAAGAGGAGAAGCUGAUUCAGUGUCUCAAA